This is a messenger RNA of Saccostrea echinata, 1623 nucleotides long. RefSeq names its product glypican-6-like. Gene Ontology annotation, cellular component: plasma membrane; cell surface; extracellular region. NCBI's taxonomy places the organism in Eukaryota, Metazoa, Mollusca, Bivalvia, Ostreida, Ostreidae. The transcript has 9 exons. The record is from RefSeq and is a predicted model, not a curated record. The coding region runs from base 1 to 1623 and encodes 540 amino acids. Gene Ontology annotation, biological process: cell migration; regulation of protein localization to membrane; regulation of signal transduction.
AUGGCCGACAUUCGAAUACAAGGGGUCGUUCAGUUUUGGUUAACAUUAUGUAUAUUUCUCAUUUUGUUUUUGCUUGAGAAUUGUGCGUUUAAUUUAUCUUGUUUAGAAGUUAAAACAGCAUACAAGGAAAGGGGUUUAAAUGAAAAUGAAGUUCCUAUCCAAGCUAUUUCGGGGAAUCAUUUAGAAGUGUGUUCUCAAGUUUCCAAUUGUUGUACGAGAGAAAUGGAGUCCAAGCUCAAAGAUCUUAGUACCAGAGAAUAUUCUAUAAAUAUUGAAGAUGCAUUCAGAUAUCAUGUCGAAAAUACAUUUGCUACAGGAAUUAGAAAAUUUGAUGAAUUCUUCACAUCCCUUAUAGACAAAUCACAAAAAAAACUUCAUCGAAUGUUUCGGAGGACAUAUGGAUUACUAUACCUUCGAGGAAAACAUUUAUUCACAAGUUUGUUUAAUGAUUUGCGGGAAUACUGUGAAGGGAAAAAUAUUAGCUUAACCAGUACUCUUGACAUUUUUUUCAAAUCUUUGUUUAGCCAAGUGUUUGAGUUGUUAUCUGCUCCGCGCAAAUUUUCUGAUCUUUACUUAAAAUGUGUGACAAGUCAGAUUGAAAACUUGAAGCCAUUCGGAGAUGUUCCAGGGAAACUUUCCACGCAGGUCAAGAAGUCAUUUGUUGCUGCUCGUACCUUUGUUAAGGGUCUUGCCUUUGGACGGGACGUGAGUUUGGAAGUUUUAGCGAUUCCCCCAACGAAAGCCUGUAACAGGGCUCUGAUGAAGAUGAUGUAUUGUCCACAUUGUCGAGGACUGACCCAGACUAAACCCUGCAACAACUACUGUCUGAAUACAAUGAAGGGAUGCCUGGCCUAUCACUCCGAGCUCAAUGAAGUCUGGAAUGAUUACAUUGAGGCUAUGAAACAGUUGGCAAGCCGCCUUGAUGGACCAUUCAACAUGGAGGCCGUAGUACCCCGAAUAAAUGUUUAUAUAUCUGAUGCCAUUAUGACUCUUCAAGAGAACAGCCUAACUGUCAAAGAGCAGGUUCACAAUAGAUGUGGAAAGCCUAAUCCUCAGAAUAUGAAAAUUAAACGGGACACUAGUAGCCCGCCUCUAGCUUCUCAGUCAACUCUUCAGGAAAGCAAAGUUCCUGGCUCCUUAGGUCAGUAUGAUACUGCUGCUGGAACCAGUAUAGAACACCUGGUAAAGGACAUAAAGGAAAAGGUCCAGAUUGCUAAGGAUUUCUGGGUAGAGCUCCCGUACACUAUGUGUAACAACGAGCAGAUUGCGGCGCAGCCGGAGAAUGAUACAGACUGCUGGAACGGCAAAGAUAUAGCCCGGUAUGAUAGUGUUGUACAGAAAGAUGGCAUGAUGUAUCAAAUCAACAAUCCCGAGGUGAAAGUUGAUGUUAACCAGGCGAACUACAUCAUAGAACAACAGAAGAUAGAACUCAAGCUCAUCAUUUGUAAACUCAACAGUGCUUUCAGAGGCGAGGAGGUUACUUGGGUUAAAACAGGUUUUUUGUGUGAAGCACAAAUAACAUUAAAUGUUACCAAUAAAAAAGUAUCAAAAGGCAGUGACACAUAUUUUGAUACCAAGUUGGAUUCUGUAUAUUACCGGCUAGGAGCUUGGGAAGAGGGGUAA